Messenger RNA from Episyrphus balteatus (marmalade hoverfly), 2818 nucleotides. RefSeq lists its product as uncharacterized. Lineage: Eukaryota; Metazoa; Arthropoda; Insecta; Diptera; Syrphidae. Bases 906 to 1658 code for a protein of 250 amino acids. The transcript has 2 exons. The record is from RefSeq and is a predicted model, not a curated record.
GUUUAUAAGUGUUUUUAGAUGAAACAAAAAGAAAACAAUAAAGUGAAAUUAGGAGAAUCCAAUAAAAUUUCUAAAAUUUAAUUUGAAGUUAGUUUGAACGGUUAAUUUGAAGGAAAGGUGUCAAAAUGCACUUUUUUAGCAUUUUAGUCGUGGGGCAAAGUGUGAUUAUUUUUUAAAAUGUUUUUGUAUUUUUUAAUGAGAAGUUAAUAAAGUUGUUCAUGCAACCCGUUUGCCUCCAAGAGUGCUGAAAUAUAUUAUUUUUAACCGAAUUCUAAAGAGAAGGAGGUUAUCAAUAUACGUUUGUAUUUUUGUUUAUGUUUGUUACCUCAUAACUUUGAACUGGUCGAACCAAUUUUGAUAUAUCUUUUUGUUUUGAAAGCUGGUUCCUGCAGUGUGGUUCCAUUUCAAUUUCGUUCAAUUUAAACUACAUAAUCCACGAGAAACCCAUAAAUCCCAGUUUCGAUCCAUAUAAGUCGGUUUUUUUUGAUGAAAAUUAUUAUUCAACUUGCGUUUAGUUUAGUAUUUGCGAUAAAAGUCGAGCGAAAAUCCAUUUUUGAUAUACAUAUUUGUUUUUUAUGUAUCAAGGAAUCAUGUAAACACAAACUUCUUUUGCUUAGGAAAUGUAAAAAAACUGAGCUUCAACCUGUUGAUGAAUUGGAAGUGAUUGUUGGCGAUGUAGAAGUGCCCUCAAAUCAUUCAUUCGAUGCAUUGAGAGUUACUGUCGAGGAAACAGCACCAGUUGAAGAUUUUCUCGAUACCUUUGAGCUGCCAGUUGAGGAGUUGAGGUUGAAAAAUCAGUAGCUACAAAUGAUUUUGUACCCGAAGGGCGAAGAGUGGUGGACUUGGAUUUUUUCCUUAAAAGUUUAAAAGAAAUAUCUUCUCAUAGUCAGUUGUUUGGCUGUACUAUGAAAAAUCUCUUCCUUACGCAUGAAAAACAGCAAGGCCUUAAUUCUAAAUUGACUUUUAAAUGUCAAAUGUGCAGUGUAAGCCAGUCUGUGUUUACAUGCCAUGAAGAGGAAAAUACUAGUCGUGAAUCAGAAGUUCUAAUAAAUAAAGAAGUUGUUGCAGGAACCAUGCUAUCUGGAAAUGGUUUUACACAGUGCAAGCGCGUUUUUGAAUCAAUAAAUGUUCCGUUUAUUGACUCCAAAAUUUAUAGAAAAAUCCAGAACGAUAGCAAAGCAGUUUGGGCUGAAACUGCAGAAAUUAAGAUGAAGGAAGCAAUAGAAGAAGAGAAACAAAUUGCCAUUCAAAAUGGCGAUGUUGAUAAAGAUGGUCAAGUUUUGUUAACAGUGGUUACAGAUGGAGCAUGGUCACAUAGAUCAUAUGGUAGUAAGUUCUCGUCGCUUUCUGGUAUUGCCACAAUCAUUGGUUUUAAAUCAAAAAAGGUGUUGUAUUAUGGUGUUAAAAAUAAAUACUGCCAUAUUUGUCGUCUGAACGAAAAUAAAGGUAAUGGCAUUCCCGAACAUUUAUGUAACAAAAACCAUACGGGACCUUCUACGAAAAUGGAAUCAGAUAUACUGGUAGAAGGUUUCAAACACUGUUUCGAAAAGUAUGGAGUUAUAUUCAACAAUUUCAUUGCGGAUGGUGACAGCAAUGUCCACAAAAAGUUCUUAGAAGCGAAACCAUACAUACAUACAACCAUACAGUUAAUAAGAUAGAAUGUGUCAACCAUCUUUAUAGAAACCUGAGAAAGAAACUUAUAGAAUUAACAAAAAAUACCAAAUUUAACAUAUUAGGCAGAAAAACGGUUCUAUCAAAACUAGACAACAUAGUUAAAGGUAUUAAAUGUGCAGUUCAACAUAGGAAAAAAGGCGAAAAUAAUUUGGAAGAAAAAAGACAAUUGCUCCAAAAAGAUAUAGAAAACGUGCCAUAUCACGUUUUUGGCUGUCACAAAAAUUUUACCCAAUAUUUUUGCAAUGGGAAUGAAAUUGAAGGCACAGAUAUGAUAGGGCAAUUAAAAGAAUAUGGUGUGUUAGAUUGCAUUAAUUUGUUCCUGCAAAGAAUGGUGCGCAAUUCCAUUAGCCUAAUCCACGGGUACGACUCAAAUAUAUGCGAGCAAUUUAACAGUGUUGUAUGCCAAUUUGUGGGUGGGAAAAGAAUUAACUUUUCAUUAGGGCAGUCAUACACCAACAGAUGUGCUGCUGCAGUCGUCCAAUUCAACACUAAAAGAGCAUUUACAGAGUAUAUAAAGACAAACAACCACACGGGAGGAAAGCCAAAACAAAACCUCUUAGUAAGGACAGAAAAGAAGAGGCAGGUAUCAUUAAAUAAAAGAAGGCUGUUGUUUUCAAACAAAAACAAGAUUAAUCCAAGAAAACGCAAAAGAAAUGCGACUGCUGAUUCCCACUAUGGCAAUGUGGAGACACCUUCUGAUAUUCCGGAUAAGGCAAUAGAAAAUAUGGAAAUUGAAAAAAAAUUAAAAGGCAGAUAAUUGAAGAGAAUUUCAAACAGAGAAUUCAGAUAGAAAAAGAUACUAAAGAACAGUCACAUAAUAAAAAAUGGGUUGAAAUAAGACGUCAAAUGGUAACAGCGUCUAAUUUUGGAAAAAUUUGCAGAGUAAGAAGUGUAUCUAGUUACCAUAAAAUAAUCAAAGCAUGCUUUUACAGCGCUUUAUGUUCUACGUCGAGUAUGUUAUGAGGUCUACAAAAUGAAAAGAAUGCGAUAGAAAAAUUGGAACAGGAAGCUGGAAUCAAAGUAGAAAAAUGUGGACUCUUCAUAGACAAAGAAUUGCAUUAUCUUGGCGCAACACCUGAUGGAUUAGUAGGAGAAAAUGCCAUUUGUGAAGUGAAAUGCCCAUCAUCAAUUAAAAAUAUGAUAA